This is a messenger RNA of Fibroporia radiculosa, 1650 nucleotides long. RefSeq lists its product as uncharacterized. Gene Ontology annotation, cellular component: membrane. The transcript has 11 exons. The coding region runs from base 1 to 1650 and encodes 549 amino acids. Gene Ontology annotation, biological process: xenobiotic detoxification by transmembrane export across the plasma membrane. Gene Ontology annotation, molecular function: xenobiotic transmembrane transporter activity; antiporter activity. NCBI's taxonomy places the organism in Eukaryota, Fungi, Basidiomycota, Agaricomycetes, Polyporales, Fibroporiaceae. The record is from RefSeq and is a predicted model, not a curated record.
AUGAGGAUGGACACGAGCCCGCUCCGGGUAGAAAAGAACGGAGGCGAGAUUCGUGGAGAUUCUUCGUACCUUCCCUCGCGCAACAUGGGUCCGUCUUCCGCAACAGAGCACCCGGACGAGACGCAGCCGCUGCUCGCAAAGACGGCAGGCGACGCGAGCCCGUCAUCGUCGUCAACGACGAGCACGACGGUCUGUGGCCUCUCGCCAACAUUGUCCGCCACCGCGCUGCCCGAUCCGGCAAUUCGGCCCCACGCGUUCGGCGGCCUCAUCUCAUCCAUCCUCGUCGACUCUGUCCCGAUCAUUUUGUCGUAUGUCCUCCAAAACUCCAUCCAAACUACCGCCGUCCUCGUCGCUGGCCGCCUCGGCCCAGACGAGCUCUCUGCCGCGGCAUUCGCGCUAAUGCUCGCCAUGGUCGGUUGGUGCGUUGCGCUCGGCGGGACUACCGCACUCGACACGCUGGGCUCGCAGGCGUUCACUGGGGGCGACCGCCCGUCGGUCUCGAUCCAUCUGCAGCGUUGUCUGGUCCUGCUAUGGCUACUUUUCGUCCCCGUCGCCUUUCUCUGGGCCUUCAUCGAGCCCGUGCUGCUCGCGCUUGGGCAGGAGCCACGUCUGAGCUACGACGUACAGCGUUUCCUGCGCGUUCUCAUUGUCGGCGCGCCGGGGUACAUCGGGUUUGAGAGCGUCAAGAAAUAUCUGCAGUGCCAAGGGAUCAUGCGGGCGUCAACAUAUGUCCUGCUGAUGGUCGCCCCCGUCAACCUGGCGCUGAAUGUCUUCUUUGUGCACUACACGCCUCUCGGACUGCUCGGAUCAGCUACUGCCAUCUCGAUUACUUACUGGCUCUGCUUCUCCCUCCUCGUGCUCGUUGCCUAUCACUCGCCCACUCACCGCAGCAACAAAACAUGGGCCGGUGUCCAUCUUGCUACCGUAUUCGACCUCCGAAGCUGUAUUGAUUUCCUCAAGCUCGCUAUCCCCGGUAUUUUAAUGGUGGGGACAGAAUGGGCCGCCUUCGAGAUCGUGGCUUUGGCUGCCGGAAGACUAGGACCCUUACCGCUUGCCGCGCAGUCCGUCAUUAUGACCACUGAUCAAAUCCUCAAUACAAUUCCCUUUGGUAUUGGCGUCGCUGCAUCCACUCGUGUGGGCAAUUUAAUUGGCGCGCGUAAAGCCGCGGCCGCAAGGCAGGCCAGCCAUGCGUCCGCCUUCCUAAGCGUGAUAGUGGGGUCCAUCGUCAUGACCGUCAUGCUCGUCACCAAGGAUGUCUUCGGUUAUCUCUUUAGCGACGACAGAUCAGUCGUCGACCUCGUAAGCAAAGUCAUGCCGUUUGUGGCUUCCUUCCAGAUCGCGGACGCGGUUGCUGGCUCUUGCGGCGGCGUUCUCCGUGGCCAAGGGCGUCAACACCUUGGCGCCAUCUUCAACCUCGUAGCGUACUACGUGCUUGCACUGCCACUAGGAAUUACGGUUGCUUUCCACCCUCGUACACAUCUCGGCCUGCAAGGCUUGUGGCUAGGACAAGUUGUGGCAUUAUUUAUUGUCAGUCUGGGAGAAUAUAGUGUAGUAUGGCUAGGUACCGACUGGGACAUGGAAGUCCAGCGAGGUAUCGAGCGUAAUCAAGAAGAAGCCAAACGGCGACGGAUUCACGAAGGCCUGCAGUAA